CACUCCUCGCCCCUCCCCCUAGGGCGGCGGAACGGCUAUUACGCAUUAAGCAGGCGCCGCGGAGAGAGAAAUCUCACGGCGCCUGCGCGAAGGGGCACGCAUGCGCAAAAGGACGAGCCCGCUGACAGAUUCGCGGCGGCGGCGGCGGCGGCGGCAGCGGUGGCCCUGGCCCUGGACCGCGGGGAAUGGGAGUCCUAGGUCUCUGAGCGCCGCCCCCGCCUCCCUGCCCCCGACAUGGCUCAGGAGAAGAUGGAGCUAGACCUGGAGUUGCCUCCGGGUACUGGCGGGAGCCCGGCGGAGGGCGGCGGCAGUGGCGCCGGCGGGGGCCUCAGGAGGUCUAACAGCGCCCCCCUGAUCCACGGCCUCAGUGACACUUCACCGGUGUUCCAGGCCGAGGCGCCGAGCGCCAGGCGGAACAGCACAACGUUCCCGAACCGCCACGGCCUGCUGCUGCCGGCCUCCCCCGUCCGCAUGCACAGCAGCCGCUUGCACCAGAUCAAACAGGAGGAGGGCAUGGACUUGAUCAACCGAGAGACCGUCCACGAGCGCGAGGUGCAGAACGCAAUGCAGAUAAGCCACUCCUGGGAGGAAAGUUUCAGCCUGAGUGACAACGAUGUGGAGAAGUCCGCCUCCCCGAAGCGCAUCGAUUUCAUUCCGGUGUCACCAGCACCGUCACCCACCCGGGGGAUUGGGAAGCAGUGUUUUUCACCAUCCUUGCAAAGUUUUGUGAGUAGCAAUGGAUUGCCUCCAAGUCCUAUUCCCAGCCCAACGACUCGAUUUACUACCCGGAGAAGCCAGAGUCCCAUCAAUUGCAUUAGACCAAGUGUUCUUGGACCACUGAAAAGAAAAUGUGAAAUGGAAACUGAGUAUCAGCCAAAGAGAUUUUUCCAGGGCAUCACCAACAUGCUUUCUUCUGACGUUGCCCAGCUGUCAGAUCCUGGUGUGUGUGUAUCGUCUGAUACCCUUGAUGGAAACAGCAGCAGCGCCGGAUCUUCUUGUAACUCACCAGCGAAAGUCAGCACUACCACCGACUCUCCUGUGUCGCCUGCCCAAGCGGCCUCUCCAUUUAUUCCAGUAGAUGAACUUUCAUCUAAGUGAUUCACCCACCCAUCCCGAGACUCGUUUUUUGUUUUGUUGUUUUUGUUUUGCAAUGGAGAGAAAAAUCAAGUUGGAGCAAGCACUGAACUUUGUCAAUUAAUUGAGGCUAUUUCCUAUUUGACCCUUUUCCUUUUUUUUUUGGAAUUUCCUGAAAUGUUGUUACUCUAGAGAACUUUUAUGUCAGGUUCCUGCGGAUGCCCUUGAAUUCAGUGUAGUAAUAUUUUCAGGCGUUUUCCAAUAAGUGUGUCGAAGCAUACGUCUUUAUGCUGCUAAUAUGUUUAAAUACAUAUGUUAUCCCUUGAUUUUUUAAAAUAAUUGAGAGCUCUAUUUAUUUAUGGGAUUAUUAAGUUCUGAUGCAAAUAUAAAUGUUGAAUUAAUCAGCACAGUAAACUGAUGUUUUAAAAUUCCGUAUUUCAUGCCCACACUAGUUUUUAAUGUUAUUUUUCAGUGAUUGCUAAUUUCUAUUGAUGAAGAAUAACUUAGCUGUUUACAGCGAUUUUAAAAAAUAUGUUAGUUAUAACGUAUCAAUCCAGUGGUUGUCUAUUUUAUCCAGGAAUCCUUGGAUAUUUAAUUUUCUGGGUACACAAGUGGCUGGGAAGGGGGAAUGAUAAAAGAACAAAAUAUAAAAGUUUGCAACAAAUCUUUUUAAAUUAACUAUAUAAAAGUAAACACUUAAACGCAUUUUCUAGUGAAAUUUUAAUAGUAAUUCUAAUAAGUCAUGCAAAUAUAACUAUAGGAAAGUUUAAAAAAAAUUUUUUUUAAACCAGAAAGUGCAUUCUCUUGGGUAUAAUCCUGAAGGGAAAUGGGACAGUGCCUUGCAGUCUUAGCCCACUGUACAUAGGCUGAGACCAGGUUCUUUGUACCACUGCAAACUUAAAAGUUUUUCAAAUGUAGAAAAUGUGGGAAGCCCUGUUGAACUUCACCAGAGCACCCAGGCAGAUAAAAGUCUCUCAAUCCUUGAUAUGCUUUAAAAUAUCCAAUUGUGCCUCAGUGAAAAUCCUUGCCAACAAGUAGCCAAAGCAGCUUUUGGCUGCUUUUCUGCUCUGCCCAUCUGUCACCUUCCUGGUUUUCCCUGGCUCAGGAAGGAAGCAGCUGUUUCCUUGCCAACAGGUCCUUCCUCUCCACCUCCCACCAAACUAGGGCACCAUCGGUUAGACAGAGGUACAGUGUGACUUGGAUUUCUGACAGUGAGCAACAACAGAACUGUGGAAUUGUUGCAGGAACCUGUGUAGUUAGAGCUACAGCUGGAGUUGACUGCCUUGGGGAUGCCAGUUGAUUAAGGGUCAGUGACUUGCAAGAGAAAAAUCAGUGGAGAGUCACAUGGGUAAACCAUUAUUUAAUUUAGGUUCUGUUAAAGGUAGAAUUGUGAACUGUUCUUUCCUUUGCCUUUUACAAACUAAGACAAAAUAUGGAAAUAUUUAAUAACAAAUGUUUUUAUAUUAUACUUCCUAUAUCUUCCUUUACUAGAUAGAUAGAAAGAAUGGCUGACAAAAAGGGAAGGGGAAGAAAUAAAAGAGAGACCAAGACAAAAAGCUCCGGCUUUCUAAAUUACUGCUUACAGAGACUUCAACGAUAAUGUGGAAUUUUUACAACUAUGAGAAUAAAUGGAACUGGUCAACUUUUGAAAGUUGCCUUAAGAAUUCAAUGAAAUUAUGUCAAGGGUAAUUAUGUGUCCGUCCGUAGGCUGGAAAUUCUCUGUUUUGGGUAAUAGUUCACGUGCUCCAGUCCUGACAUUGUUCCUCCAAUCCAAACCUGUAUAGCCAACUUCCUGUUGGGUACCUUGACCUGCUUCCAGAGGUGCUUUAACCUCAGCAUCUCCAAAACAAAAUUUAGUUAUCUUCUCAUUGAACCCGUUCUUGAAUUACCUAAAUUGAUGUCCUCACUAUCUGAUUUUCUAAACUAGAAACCAUGGGAAGCAUUUUUGACUUUCCCUUUUCCCUGUCACAUCCACGCCAAGUCCUGUCUCCUAAAGUGAAUCUCAGACCUCUCCCCUUCUCUGUUUCUGUUGCCUCUGAUUAAACUUAGGUUCCAGCCUAAGUGAUCUCGCCCGUUUUCCCAUCUCCCUUCUGGCCCAGUCUUCACCCUGCCUCUAAAGUGAUCUUUCUGAAAUAGACACUUGAUUAUUUUUUCCACCCUCCUGUGUGAAAACUUUGUGCUUUCCCAUUUCCCACGGAGUAGGGAAUGCUUUCCGUAAACUGGCACAUAAUAAGGUCCUUCAUGUACUGGGCAUACUGUAAAACAGCUUUACAACUCUGCUCAUCCUAUCCCAGCACACAUCUUCCUUCUUAUUCUGCAAACACCAGACUCCUUGAUAUUCUUUAAAUAUGCCAUGUACUUUCAUGUGUUUGUGCCUUUGGAUGGAUUGUUCCUUCCCCCCAAAAUGCCAUUCCUGUUCUUUUCAGCCAGGCAAAUGCUUUUGUUUCUUUUUUAUUGCAUGUUAAUUUAACUAUGAAAGAAUGUAUACCUGCUGAUUAUAAAAGUAUUUAAACAAUGCAGAUAUCUAUAUAGUAAAAAAACGAAGGUCUGCCUUUUACUAUGUAAAAUUCAUCUUCCCUUCCCAUUGGUAAUUUCUGUUAAUUCAGUAUAUAUUGUACAAGAUGUUUUACUCGUUUCCAUGUAUAUAUGUAUAUAAAUUCAGGAAACCAACAUGUCCUUGACAUCUCUCUUCCUUUUCUUUCCGCCAUAUCUUCCCCAAGUCUUAGUGAUUGUCUCUUCCAGAAUCUACCACCUUGUUUUCAUCCCUACCGCCACCCAUUCCCUAGGCUACCAUUCCUUUCCCUCUCAGACUCCCACUGGUCCCUCACACGCUCUGGUAGGCUGUCCAUUCAUUCUCAAUAUAGCAAUUAAAGUGAUGCUUCUAAAAUUGCAUUUCUGAUCCUUCCAUCGUCCAGCUUAAGGCUUCUCAUUUGCUUCCUGUUAUGUUUAUGGUUUACCAAAAUGUAUUAACUCUGGCCCAGGAGGCUCUGGGGGAUCUGACCCUUGCCCCUCCCUCCCCUUGUUUUCUGUACCUCACCCUCACUGGCUUGCUUUCUUCUCGUUAAAUACAUCAUCUUCUCUCCCAUUUUAGGUCCUUUUUUCUGAAUGCAUAAGGGAAAUCCUUCUUUCCGUGAGCUUAUUUUUCUAUAUAGGUGGUAAAUUUUAAAUCAGAUGAGGCUCUAAGAGUUUAUGUAGACCAUUUACAUUAUCAUAUUAUUGUUCAUAACUUUAGGCGUUACUUUGUAAGGGCUUAACUCAUGAGAACUACCCUUCAGAAAACAUUUGUAAGGUAUUAGUAUUGCUAAGCUAUAAGCUUUGUGCUGGAAGUCCCAAGCACAUCAACAUUUAGUUAAAGUACAGUCUGUCACAUAUAACAAACCUCUGUGGUCUGUUUUCCUUUAUUGUGUUCCUUAAAAACACUAUGAAAAUGGAAAAAAAAAAUGUUGAUUACCAAAUCUGUGGCUGCUGGAUGUCAGAACCUUUAAACAUACUUAAAAGAUUGAUUGUAGUCAAGAAUAACCUGUAUCGGGAUGCCUUCCAGUGAUUCAGAUUUAUGUUAGUUCAACUGGUUACACACCUACAGCAAGAGACCACUCUUCAAUACUUGGCAGUAAGAUGGGGAAAGUGCCAAGGUUUAUGAGGGGAACAAGACUAAGAUUUUUUUUUUUUUAUGGCCGUGUAUAUAGAGCAGGAGAAAAAGUUUGAAGAUCCAAGAGAGAGGUGGGAAUAAUUUCCAGAACAACAAACCAAGGAAUCUGAUGUAACCUGCAUUUCCUGGGUAGCAUCAGCAAAUAGAAGAAAGAGUCAGCCUGAGAAAGGAGGUCUGGAGGCAUUUUUUUUCCUUUGAAAGCAGAAAGGAGAGGGGGAAAGGCUGCAACAGAGAUACCAGUACAUGUUGAAUUGAUUUCCUGUUGCAGGAGUAUAUGGGUGUUGAGGAAGGUGUAUGAAAAGUGGAAAGGAUUUGUAUCUGAUUGCGUCUAUUUUCUAAUUACGAAGUAGUCUAGGAUAUUUGAGGGUGGGCGGGAGUAGAUUUAGAAGCUUGAGCAAAAGAAAGAUUUAAUGUUACCUUAGGAAAAUCUGUAAAGCAGUGACUCCGGGUCAAGAGGAAGUUUUACUAGGCCACAUUGGAUGCCUGGUUGCAGUUGGAUGGCAGGCGCAAAAAAAGUAGAUUGGAUUGACCUAGGUUUAAGAACUGAUUAAGUAGAUCUGGGUUGAGUCCAUUGUAUAAAGCAAUUAAAGAUUCUGCUAAAAGUGUGGCUGACUUAAUGGCCAAGGCCUUGAGGAUGGUUAAGACAAGUCAGCAGUGAGUAAUGGACGAGGUCCCUUUUCUCAAGGCCUUCCGAUCGGCCAUGACAAAGUAUACAGAGUAUUGGAUCUCAUGCAGAACUCCCGCUUCAGUUUUGCCCAUAUUUUUCAUGGCUGAUUUCGUUUUGUUAGAGAAUCAAUCUUAAAUCAGCAAGCCGUGAGUUCCACUUAUAUGAUAAGAAAAAAAAAAUCAGAUUGCUCACUGUAGCCAACACAGUUCUUUAUACCUUCCUUAACUUGCCAUCCAAGUAAAAAAUUUUCUUAAAAGUUGAAAUGACCUUUCUGUAAAAAGAAAUCGCAUAUAAGUUACUUGCUAUGUGUCAGGCACUGUUCUAGGUACUCAACAAAUUUAUUUCAUUUAGUCUUUAUCACUGUCCUCUGAGAUAAAUGCCAUUUCUCUUGUUUUACAAAUGAGGAAGUCAAGCACAGAGAGGCUACAUAGCUUGCUGAAGUUUCUAAAGGUGGGGGGGGUGGGGAGUAGGCAGCGGAUCAUGGUGGUUAGGAACACAGGCUGUGGAAGGGAGUUGUGAAGAGGAUUACGAGGGUCAGUAUAUGUAAAGUCCAGCAGUGCUGGGCAGUUUCCGUGGAAGUGUCAGCUCUCCUCAUCACCAUGGCUGUUGUCAUGAUUGUCAUCUAGCAGGGACUGGUUAAGGGAGCUUCUCGUGAUCACCCAGGGCUGGCAAAAAUUGCUGCAUUCACACUCAGUGACAGCACGCUGACCACCCUUCAGGGCAGCCUGUCCUUUGAGGUCAGUGUUUUCCGUGUUGGAGAGUCUUUCUUGCAGCUGACAUGUCCCUUUGUAACUUUAACCAUUUAAUUCAAGGCUGUCUCUCUGGAAAAUGCAGAACAAGGCUUAUCUCUGUCUUUUAGGUGAUAGAUCUUCCUUCGCAGAUCAGAAACACUGAUCCUCUGUAAUUACCUUCUCGUGCUGCUAGAUUUGAGAAAUCUGGAGCAGUUUUCUCAGUGUGUUCCCCCCUGUGAAAUCAGGCUAUCCUCCUGUACAGCCAAGAUUUUCACAAGAUUGUGAUCCCUCCAAGAGUGCUUGCCUUCCCCAGCAGGAAAGCAAAAGAUGGCCGGAUAGCAUGAGCCAUCGCCAGUAACAGUAAUUAAUACUAAUUAGCACUAAUAUUUAUUGAGCACUAAAUUGAGCACCUAGACACUAUUUCCAGUGCUUUGUAUGAAUGAGUUCAUGUAAUUCUCAUGACAGCCCUGUGGGGCAGGUGCUGUGAUUAUUUCCAUUAAACAUGAGAAAACCAAGUACGUUUUCCUAAGUGUCUAUUACUUUUUUUUCCUUUUGAAUUUAGGUCUUUUUUUGUCUUUUUCUUAUGAACAGACUUUUUCCUUAUUUGAGAUAAAGUCUAUUUUCCAGCUUGCUCUUGCUGCCACUUAUAUGUUGAAUCAAAUGAUAUGUUUAUUUUAAAGGGUAGUUUUAGACAUUAGUUUCAUAUUAGAGGAAGCUCUCAGGAGAAUUUUCUUUAGUAAUAGGUAAAAUUAAAUUGGUAUAGAAAGAAAUUAUGGUGUACGUAUUUUCAAACUGAUUUGCUCUUUGAAAUAAAUCUGAAAACAAACAAAUCCUAGGCUCUUUCCCUUCAAAAAAACACAUAUAUAUGCCUUAUUUGAGUUAUAUAAUAUCCUUGGUUGUCCUUAGAUUGUCCAUUCCUAGGAAAACAAAAGCAAGACCAUUUUGACCCUCCCACCUUUCAC
This is a messenger RNA of Zalophus californianus (California sea lion), 7083 nucleotides long. It is a transcript of the gene PABIR1, whose product is annotated as family with sequence similarity 122A. The record is from RefSeq and is a predicted model, not a curated record. The transcript has a single exon. Gene Ontology annotation, molecular function: protein serine/threonine phosphatase inhibitor activity. Gene Ontology annotation, biological process: mitotic G2/M transition checkpoint. Gene Ontology annotation, cellular component: cytoplasm; nucleus. Lineage: Eukaryota; Metazoa; Chordata; Mammalia; Carnivora; Otariidae. Bases 235 to 1098 code for a protein of 287 amino acids.